Molecule: messenger RNA, 1179 nt
Organism: Klebsormidium nitens
Lineage: Eukaryota; Viridiplantae; Streptophyta; Klebsormidiophyceae; Klebsormidiales; Klebsormidiaceae
Source: the annotation of a GenBank genome assembly
GCUGUGCAUGUCGGACGUGCUGCAUCGGGUGAGCUGCGCAGUGUGCAUCGGGUGAGCGUGAGGGAGGGCGGCUGCUUCUGGUGGCAUGCUGUAGCUUCACUCUGUCUUGCAUACAUCUGCCUCAAGAUCCUCCAAUCAGCAGAAGGCCCUUUUCCUGCAGCGGACGGCAUUGUCUUUCUCCCGGCUGCAAGCUCUGUGACUAGUGGCAGUUAUCCUGCAACCUUCAUACCUGAAUCUGGGAUUUUUGGGGUCGUUACGAUGGCUAAGUACUUGAAGAUAUACAAAAUGAAUUGGCAGCAGAUCCUACGCAAUGUGGGCGGCUUGGUUAAGCAAGGCGGCCCGCUGUAUCCAGAACCGGUGUGGUACGAGCCGGCACUUUCAGUGGCUCCUCGCCCGGAACAGAACAAGUUCAAAAAACCUCCACGGCCGCCCCAGAUUGUUCUUCCGGAGGAUGAGCAUGUCAAGGCGUUCUACAAAAUGUUUCCAGAGGAGCAGAAUUACACUACGCAUUACAGUUAUGGCCCUGGCGCCACCCUCGCAACCAUACCCCCCGCCAGGAUAUUUGCUCACCGGGUUCUCGACUUAUUGAGAAACGAUUACGAUUUGCCGACCGCUUAUGAGAUAGCAGUGGACGAACACGAAGUACGACAAGAGUUUGGGAGCGACGCAGCCUUCCGGGAGGCUCUGGAGCGGAUGAAGUACGGGGGCUCGGAAGACACGGAAGAGGUCAAUGCAUCUGGUUAUGAAGACGAAGAAGAUGAAACAGAGUAUACGGAAGGAGACGAAGCAGAGGUUUUGGAAUCUCAAAGAGAGUACCCAAAUGACGAGGGCGACUAUCCGGACGAGGAGGUGGAGUAUCCGGACAAAGAAUUUGAGUAUCCGGACAACGAAGGAGACCAUACAGAGGGGAACCAGGUAGCACAGAAUGGGGCUCGGACUUUGACAACGGAUUCGAGACAAUAGCCUUUCUACAGAUUUGUCAAAACGACCCCUGUUGACAGCACCGGUCCAUGCUCUUACUCGUGACCUGGGGGCAAGGCGGCAAUAUGUUUUGGAGUCGUUUGAAUUCAUUGGGUACUGGUAAUUCUCAAUCAUCAAUCACGACUUAUGGGGUUCGCUCUUAGUAGAUCUAGUUGGUCAGAACGUAUGCGAGGCCUGGGCAGCGCCGGGAUCCUUCUC